Molecule: messenger RNA, 609 nt
Organism: Athalia rosae (coleseed sawfly)
Lineage: Eukaryota; Metazoa; Arthropoda; Insecta; Hymenoptera; Athaliidae
Product: piggyBac transposable element-derived protein 4-like
Exons: 2
Coding region: 1-486 (161 amino acids)
Source: RefSeq, a predicted model, not a curated record
AUGCAUGAAAUAGUAACUAACACUAAUAAUUACCUGGAUAAAUUACGACCUAAUUAUGAGCAGAAAUCCUCAGUUUGCCCAACAAUUGUUGAGGAGCUGCAUGCUUUUUUUGGGCUACUUUAUUUGCUCGGCUUAUACAAAGCUUCCCAUUUAAAUCUACACGAAUAUUGGAAUACUGAUGGCAGUGCUCCAGAUUGUUUUCGAGCAGCUAUGAGCUUAAAUCGAUUCCGUGCUCUUAUGACAGCGUUCAGAUUCGAUGAUCAUGGCGAUCGAGAAGAACGAAAGAAAUUGGUUAACCUUGCACCAAUUCGGGAGUUUUCUUCUGGCUGUAUGAAAAGGUGUCAAGAAAACUACUCAGUUGGACCGUACACAACGAUUGAUGAAAUGCUAGAAGCGUUUAGGAGACGUUGUAAAUUUCGGCAGUAUAUUCCAAAUAAGCCAGCAAGAUAUGGAAUAAAAAUUUAUUCGAAGACACGUGACUUGUGAUAAUUUCUUUACAUCGAUACCACUGGCUGAGGAUUUAUUGACGAAUCAUUGAACUACGCUGGUGGGAACGAUCAGAGAAAAUAAAAAGGAGUUACCCCCGGAAAUGAUCAAUGUCAAAAAUAG